Messenger RNA from Oryzias melastigma (Indian medaka), 2138 nucleotides. RefSeq names its product tripeptidyl peptidase I (gene tpp1). NCBI's taxonomy places the organism in Eukaryota, Metazoa, Chordata, Actinopteri, Beloniformes, Adrianichthyidae. Gene Ontology annotation, molecular function: serine-type endopeptidase activity; tripeptidyl-peptidase activity. The transcript is spliced from 13 exons. The record is from RefSeq and is a predicted model, not a curated record. Bases 65 to 1744 code for a protein of 559 amino acids. Gene Ontology annotation, biological process: proteolysis; central nervous system development.
GUCACGUGACUCCUCUGUCCACAGCGUAAGCGACAGAAGCCGAGGAGUGAAAGCCAAGGACGUGAUGAAAACUCUACUUUUCUUCUCUAUCCCGUUAUUAUUCAUCCCUUUGGUUUGGAGCGGGUACCUGGAAUAUAAUCAAGAUGUCCUGAUUCCAGAGGGCUGGACCCAUGCGGGUCGAGUGGACCCGUCAGAGGAGCUGGAGCUGACCUUCGCUCUGAAGCAGCAGAACGUUCAUCUGCUGGAGGAAACGCUCAGACUGGUGUCAGACCCAGACUCAGCUCAGUACGGUAAAUAUCUUAGCCUGGAGGAAGUAGCUUCCCUUGUGCGACCGUCUGAAAUGACCCAGAAGGUGGUGCGCCGCUGGCUGCAGAGUCAUGGGGUUUCAAACUGCCUCACUGUUCACACUCAGGACUUUAUGCAAUGCACCAUGACUGCAGAGGUUGCAGAAAAUCUCCUGCAAGGAAGCCGGUUCCAUCACUACGUCAGAGACGGCCAGUCUUUGAUCCGAUCUUCAGCUCCGUACUCCGUUCAUGAUGACGUUCACCAGCACCUUGAUUUUGUUGGAGGUCUUCACCGCUUCCCGCCCAAACAGCAGGAACCCCGAGAGAAACGGCAGAACUUCAAAGCUGGGCUGCAUCUGGGAGUGACGCCUGCCAUCCUGAGAGCUCGCUACAAUCUCACGGCAGCCGACGUGGGGUCAGCUCAGAACAACAGUCAGGCUGUCGCUCAAUUCUUGGAGCAGUACUUCCACCCUGCAGACUUGACGGAGUUCAUGAACCUGUUUGGCCGGACGUUUCCUCAUAUGUCUCAGGUGGAUCGGGUUGUUGGUACUCAAGGGGGCGGAAAGGCGGGUCUGGAGGCCAGUCUGGAUGUGGAGUACAUCAUGAGCACUGGAGCAAACAUCUCUACUUGGGUCUUCACCAAUCCAGGCCGUCAUGAAUCCCAGGAGCCCUUCCUGCAGUGGAUGGUCUUGCUCAGCAACAUGUCCGACCUGCCGUGGGUUCACACCAUCAGCUACGGCGACGAUGAAGACAGCCUGUCCACCGCUUACAUGACGCGCAUCAACAUGGAGUUCAUGAAGGCUGGCGUCAGAGGGAUCUCCCUGCUCUUUGCCUCAGGCGACAGUGGAGCUGGAUGCAGACAUCUGGGUAAAGAAAAAAACUCCUUCAGGCCCAGUUUUCCAGCAUCAAGCCCUUAUGUGACCACAGUUGGAGGAACAUCAUUCAAGAACCCGUACAAGGUCACAUAUGAAGUCACAGACUACAUCAGUGGAGGCGGUUUCAGUAACGUCUUCAAGAUGCCUGACUACCAGGUGAGCGCGGUGCAAGGUUACCUGAAGUCUGUGAAGGCGACCCUCCCUCCUCAGUCCUACUUUAACACCAGCGGUCGAGCCUACCCAGACAUGGCGGCCCUGUCGGACAAUUACUGGGUGGUCAGCAACAGAGUGCCCAUCCCCUGGGUGUCGGGCACCUCGGCGUCCACCCCCGUGGUCGGAGGAAUGCUCUCGCUCAUCAACGGGCAGCGUUUGCUGAAGGGCCUCCCCGCCCUGGGCUUCCUCAACCCCCGCCUCUACAAGCUGAAGGGACAGGCUCUGUUUGAUGUGACUGAAGGUUGUCACCUGAGCUGUCUGGAUGAGCAGGUUCAGGGGAAGGGUUUCUGUGCUGCUCCGUCAUGGGACCCCGUCACCGGCUGGGGGACGCCAAACUACCCCGAGCUGCUGGCUGCCCUCUUAACUAAGUAAAGGGGAAGUACUGAAGGGGAACUAGCAUAUCUGCUCUAAGAGCAAAUACAGAUUUUUUCUUUUUUUUUUUUUUAUCUGGUGCCUAAUGCUUUAAAGCAGGACAGUGAAGUUCCAACUUUCUGUUUUGUGAUUUUGAUCUCAAGGAUUUUAUUCACCAUUUAAACUUAUUUUAAGUUUUCUGUUUCUCCAUUUUCAGAAAAGUCUUCAAACUGCUUUUUAAAACUCAUUUACAUAAAAAAGGAAGUUUUAAAAUUAAAUCAUCACAGUCCACUCUUACCACAUUAUGAUGUAUAAAAAAAUCUGGUUGAUAUUUUUCUUGAAAUGAAUGUAUUUGGAUACUUUUAAAGGCAAAUGCAGUUUUUAUCAUGCAAUAAAACCUAAAGAUUAAGCUGCA